Lingula anatina is the source of this 4034-nucleotide messenger RNA. Its product is annotated as bone morphogenetic protein 3. Lineage: Eukaryota; Metazoa; Brachiopoda; Lingulata; Lingulida; Lingulidae. Gene Ontology annotation, molecular function: cytokine activity; growth factor activity. The record is from RefSeq and is a predicted model, not a curated record. Gene Ontology annotation, cellular component: extracellular region.
UAGUCUUCCUCAUCAGAAGCCGUCGUAUUAAACGGGGGUGUGGAUGGCGGCAUACUCCUUGUGUCGCUCCGGGGCGUUUAUUUCAUAGACAAUGGGGACGGCUCCGUUGGCUGGGAUUGAUUACACGUAAUAUCUUCAUCGCGGCAGACUCUCGGAGCCAGUUUGCUCAGCCGCUACAAAGUGGGAUCUGAAGCAUAGCAGGCCCCACUGGAGACAGCCCAUAUGAUUGGCUAGCUCUUAUAAGUGGUCCUUGAAACGUAAGCAAACCCCAUUCAUAACCAAGUCAUCUCAAGGAACGCACACGCGCAAAGAAUCAGAAUCCCCCUCUCUCUGGGAAUACAGGCAUACACAGCCAGUGAGUUUUAUUGAAGAAGGGGGUAUUAUAGUAGUACGCGCACGUUUUAUCCGAGAACGCCGUCAGGGACGCUUUCAACGUAACUCGCUCACUCGCGUUGCUGUCGCAGUUAUCGUGACCGAAAGCAAUGAAGUCAAUGACACGGGGGUGGUUGUAAAUCACUGGCGACAAGCCACGGGGAACUUACCAUACGCUCCCAACAACGGCAGUGACAGCGACUGACUGACUGACCGACCGACGAACUGAAAUGCGACGCACACGCGGAAGAUUGCUCUCAACUUUUCGUUGGCCAGGAAAACCGUGGUGUGCACGCUUGGUGUCAGUUUUACAUUGGAUGUAACCACAUCAGUUUAUUUAACACAGAGACCGAAGAUGCACAUGCCUUUUUUGACAGUUCAACCUCUACAGAGUGUUGUGAUUCUAUUCGCGGUUUUCUUUUCUGUUCACCGGAUUUACGCGGAUCACCAGUGGAUGGACAGAAGAAACAUUCUACUGCAUAAAGCUGUUCAACAUUUGUUGGAUUUUAAAGACUUUACAAAGGACAAGCAGUUAUUACCGGAGCCUAAGGGAAAAGACGAACCACCCAAGUUUAUGUUAGAUCUAUAUGAGCAGUUUAAAUAUGGACGAGUUCGGAGGGGAAAGCAGAGAGGGAACACUGUAAGGUGUCUUCAUCCAGAAAUUGGCACGGUGAACGGAGAAAAAAUGCUGAUGUUUAAUCUCAGUUCCGUCAAACCGUCGGAGAGAGUCUUCGGCGCCCAUAUUCACAUGUUUAAGAAAAAACUGAGGGACUUGGCAGAUCUUCAGAUGGUUGUGUACGAGGUGGCGCCACAGUACAUGAGCGAAAUGGCAAAGAUUGAUAUCCCUCCUCGGAGUCGGGCGCGAUGGCAGGUCCAUGAUGUAACCGAGGCAACCAGGAGUUGCCUAGCAACACGAAGGCCGCAGCCUCAUCUUCUGGCUGUGACGUUCACCACCACAAGGUACGAUGGGCGAAAAAGGACGAUAAAAUUGCACAAGUUCGUCCAUAAACACGACGCACCAUUUUUGGUGGUAUUUUCGAACGAGAAUCAGAAUAUUUCAUUAGAUCACAUCACUACUAGAUUGCAUCCAGACGACUUAAAAUAUUUAGACAAAAAUAAAAACGAGGCCAUCCAGGAGGAGGUGACAAAUCACAAACUUUACUCAGAACGCAAUCGGCGUUCAAUAUUUGACAAUGAAAUUCCUGAGCAUCUUGACCUGGAGCCAAGCACCCCUAGUCCCAGGAUUAACAGUAUUCCUGAAUCGCAUCCAAACAUGAUCCAGAGAAGGACUAAAACACUUCAAAAACUCUCUCAUCUUCAGUUAUUACCAUCACCAGAAUGGUACAAAAACAAAAGACGCAAUCAAAAAAAGCACCGGAAGAAACAGAGACAGAGAAAGCAACGUCUGUUGCCGCGAAAGUGGAGUGCUAAAGACGACGGCAUAUCUCAGGACGAGAACAAAGCAAGCGAAAGUGACGUUAAAGACAACUUGGAACAAAGUCGAUCUUGUGGACGUAGAAAGUUAAUUGUAGACUUUGCAGAUAUUGGCUGGGAUCAGUGGAUUAUUGCUCCAAAAUCAUUUGGCGCCCAUUAUUGCUCAGGGGAAUGCGUAUUUCCAUUAGGAACGGGGACAAGACCGACAAACCAUGCCGCUAUUCAGAGUAUCGUGCAUGCUGUAGGCCUCCAGAACCAGGUUCCGGCGCCUUGCUGCGUGCCCAACUCUCUGUCCUCAGUGACGCUCCUUUACUACGACGAGCAGCGAAACGUAGUGCUAAAAAAUUACCCAGGAAUGUCAGUGGAGUCGUGUGCGUGCAGAUAGCAGAAACCACGGCCAAAGUCAGCAUUUAAGUAAUCAUAUGCAACGAAGACGGGUAUUAUUUCGAGCGCAGGUCUACCUCUCGAUGGAUAUUUAAAUCGGCAGCCAAUAUGCAGUUUGAAAGGCCGAGCAAUGUGCCCUGGAAGGUUGAAACUUUCAGGAACUGUGUGGUCAGGAAAGUGCGGUCUAGACACCUUGUCUUUUGUUUUAAGUGCUUAUAAGUGCCUAUCAGUCCAAGACAUCAGUAAUGGACGGUAAAUGUGACCGUAAACUUGGUAAGAUCUGCUCCGCGUCCCACACAGAAAAAUCACUGCCUGUCGAAAAAGUAACGUAAAUUGUGUGUUUAUCAAUACAUUGAAAAAAGGGGGAAUUGAAUACGUGCAGCUUGCACGUCGGUUCGUCUGUAUUUGAUCUGUUUAUGCCCCUUUUUUGGUCCUAAAAAUUUAACUUUACUAAAAUAGGAAUGUAAGUUAACUAAUAUACAUUUCCGGUGCAAGGUUUUACAAAUUGCCGAGGAAAAGAAUAGGACAGUGUUUAAUGUCUCACAUCUGUAGAUAAUUCUAUUCUGGAACCCUGGUCGCAUUACCUUCACUCGAACAUUUCUUGCAGGGGAAAAGUCAGGUUACAUGGAUUAUUUCUCUAAGAGUAACUUGCUCAUUAUCAUCAUAAUCUUUAUUAUUAUUAUUAUUAUUAAGGAUAAACUACCUCACCCUGACUAUCUGGCAUAGUCUCAAAAAUCAUGCGAAAUCUGGCAUAGUUGAUGUGGCAUUGUGGCAUGUCGUGCCUUUCGGAAUAACUCGGCUGAUUCCGUAUCUCGGAUGCUAAAAUUACGGUAUAACCCGUCGUUGUCUGCACGAUACCAUGUCAAACUGUCUUGUAUAUAGAUGUUCACUUAAAUACUUAUUUAUUAGAGCCUUAUACGAGACCGAGUAACUAACUGUUAUGACACAAGAUAUUAUUAAGAUGUUUAUGAACAGCAGAAAAAUUACAUUCAGUACAUAUAAUAAGUGUGUUUAAAUCAGAAGGGCUGGAAUGUGAAAUAGCAACACCACUAAGCUUGUUUUCGUGUGUAUGUCUGCACAUAAAUCUCACUUUUUUCUAUUUUACGGUACAUGAUUGCCUACCUCCCGCAAAAAAUGCAUUUUACUCUUAUGUUGUAAAAUAUUUUAAUAUUGUAAAGACUAUAAAUAGCGCCUUUAUUAAAAAGGUAUUCUUCGUUGCUAACGAAUUCACCUAAGUUCACAUUACAACUAAUUGAAAUAUUUGAAAAUAACCAGAACCAAAACAAAGUGGGGGAAAAUAUUUGUUUCCAGCCACGGAUAAUGUGUCCGUGUAUUGUACCUUUAAUGAAGUUUCGCUGUUAAGUGUUCGGUGUAUAGUUUCCUUGGAAGUUUUAUUUGUAUUUUCUGACGAAAUACACUCUUACAGAACCUCAUAAAAUAAUCUGACGCCCUGAUACGCGUGUAUGCGCGGAUGUUUACACUAAUUUCUUUAUUUAACACGGUUAGAAACUAUUCAAAGGAAAAACUAGGGCGAUGCUGGUUUUCACUGCCACCGUUCUUCCUGAAUACUUCUUAACUCCCAUAAAAAGGAGCUAUACACUUGGCACUGCACCCUCUAGGACAUAUUUUCUGUGUUGUUGUUAUUUGUUUGUUUUAUGAAUAAAAGAUUUGCUCUUAUCUUACAAUUACACCGGUCUAUGCUCUGUUCAUAUCACUGGUUAGAUUUUGACUUGAUUUGAAGAUGACUUCUUAUUGUAUAUUAUUCAAAAUUAAUUUUAUGUAAGACUGGAAUUAUUGUUGAUACUAUAUUUGAUAAUAAACCCACCUGUUGGAUAUGACUUAAA